This is a messenger RNA of Ictalurus furcatus (blue catfish), 4318 nucleotides long. It is a transcript of the gene tmem184a, whose product is annotated as transmembrane protein 184a. Gene Ontology annotation, molecular function: transporter activity. Gene Ontology annotation, biological process: transport. NCBI's taxonomy places the organism in Eukaryota, Metazoa, Chordata, Actinopteri, Siluriformes, Ictaluridae. The transcript has 9 exons. The record is from RefSeq and is a predicted model, not a curated record. The coding region runs from base 440 to 1705 and encodes 421 amino acids. Gene Ontology annotation, cellular component: early endosome membrane.
UCACUGAGAGGUCACGUGAUUCGGUAACGCGCGCCGUGUGUGACGGGUUUGUACCUGGUUUGGAGCGUUCGUGACUAAGUUUAGGGACGUUUUACUUAAGGGAAAAGAAAAUAAGCAUUUUAUUUACUUUAGUCUGGGGUUUAUGGUAAAGUACGUGUUUGGUACACUUGAGUCGUGUGUGUGUUGGGGGUGGUUUGUGUUUGACUCACCUGUCGACUACACUAUAACGAGGAAGUGCGUCUGUCAGUAGAAAGGCAUUUCCGCCAAUGGCAACUUUGAACGCCGCACUUUCCUUCAAAAAAGCGUGUAUGCGUUUAAUUCCGUAAAAGAAAUUGGUGAUAUUUGGGAUUUAAAGUGAGGUUGUGGGAAAAGGAAAACGGUUCAAAUAGCCUGAAGAGUGACUGAAGUGAUCCAGACGGGUGUCAGACUUCUGGGAAGGAUGGAUGAAUUGUUGGGCACUGCUAACAGUACUUUGAGGAUGGAUUCAGACAGCAGCAUGAGCUCUUCAGCCUCUCGUUCUUCAAUGUUGCUGUCCAACAUUUCUACCAGGUCUAACAUGACGAUAGUCGUAUCGGAGAACGGGACUCUGGUGGAGGACGAGAUCUUUCUCAACACGGUUACUGCUCGGGCCCUCUCGGGGAUAUUUAUUUGGUCUGCGGUGCUCAUCACGUGUCACCAGAUCUAUUUGCACCUGAGAUCAUACACGGUGCCAAACGAGCAGCGUUACAUCAUCCGCAUCCUCUUCAUCGUGCCCAUUUACGCCUUUGACUCCUGGCUUAGCCUCCUCUUCAUCAGCAACGACCAGUACUACGUCUACUUUGACUCCGUCCGUGACUGCUACGAAGCUUUUGUAAUCUACAACUUCCUGAGCCUGUCCUUUGAGUAUCUAGGAGGAGAGAGCGCUAUCAUGGCCGAAAUACGUGGAAAGCCGAUUCCGUCAAGCUGCAUGUAUGGCACCUGCUGUCUGGCUGGAAUGAGUUAUUCUAUUGGCUUUUUAAGAUUCUGCAAACAGGCCACACUUCAGUUCUGUGUGGUGAAACCCAUCAUGGCCAUCAUCACUAUCUUCCUACAAGCCUUUGGCAAAUAUCACGAUGGAGAUUUUAACGUCAACGGAGGCUACCUUUACAUUACGAUCAUCUACAACGUCUCUGUGAGUCUGGCACUCUACGCGCUUUUCCUCUUCUACUCAGCCACCAGUGACCUUCUGAGACCCUUUGAACCUGUGCUCAAGUUCCUGACCAUCAAAUCGGUCAUCUUCCUCUCCUUCUGGCAAGGCAUGAUCCUGGCCAUCCUAGAGCGCUGUGGUGUGAUCCCAGAAGCAUUGUUUAUAGACGGGUACGAGGUGGGCGCAGGGACGGUAGCAGCCGGCUGGCAGAAUUUCAUCACUUGCAUCGAAAUGUUCUUCGCUGCUAUCGCACUCCGUUACGCCUUCACGUACGACGUAUACCAGGAGAAGACGAGCCAAGCUCCAGAUAAUGUCGCCCCCAUGCACAGCAUCUCCAGCGGACUGAAAGAGACCAUCAAUCCUGGAGACAUGGUGCAGGACGCCAUCCACAACUUCUCUCCAGCCUACCAGCAGUACACGCAGCAGUCCACGCAGGAGGUGGUGCAGCCGAGCCAGAACGGCAAGCAGGGCCCUGCCGUCAGCAAGAACCCGAAGAAGUCUGACAAAAUCACCCUGAUCGACACGGACGAUGAGCUCUAAAGAGAGUGUGUGUGUGUGUGUGUGUGUGUGUGUGUGUGUGUGUGUGUGUGUGUGUGUGUGUGUGCGCGCGCGUUUGUAUAUGUAUGUAUGUAAUAUAUGUGUGUAUGUAUAGGGGAAAGGGGAACCACAGGUACAGAGAACAUCUUCCAAACCCACACAGAUAUAUUCCAGACCACAUAACGUGUGACGUCUAAGGUUACAUAAUCCCAGAUUAAUCCGGGUCUUCUACAGCCUCCCGCUUAUAAACGCACGUUAAUAACGAACGUCUACCAAAUUCCAGUGACUUCAUUAGGUUACAAGAAAAGGAUUAACAGAAUUAUCUGUGUUCCCUCGACUGUCAAGAAAAGAGCCACAGGUUUCGCAGUUAUCGCAGGUUUUGUCACUGCUUAAUCGAUCCGCUCGUACGUCGUCCCGCUCUGUUCAAGCUGACAAUGUUGUUGGGAUCCCGUGUGAUUCCUGGCUGUGUUACAGAACAACCUAAGCGUGAAGGAGGUGUUGAGGAAGCUCUGACGGGCUGGAACAGACACUUCACAGAGCGCCUCUUUUUUGAAGUAUUUACUCGGCGGCCCUUGGAUCCGGUCUCCCGAUGAACGGAAGCAUCUCUCAAAGACGCCCUGGUUUCGGAGCGCCGCACUUCAAACUGUUUACCUAGGCUCUUUGAAACACUUCAUAUCUCCUGCAUCAAGGACACGACGAAUGGCUUAAGAACUUGUCUUACCUGACAACGAAGCUUCGUCAUUUUUGUUCUUACCUCACUCUUCAGCAUCUCUAAUCCUAUCCGAACAAUUCAGCACUCUUGUGCUAUAUUAUACAAGGAAGUUAUGUUUGUUUGUUUGUUUUAAUUGUAAAUAAUUUGUAUAUAAUAAUUUAGUCGCACGGGUGAUGAUGGGAAAUGUAAAGGUUAAUAUAAUGUUAUUGUAAAGGAAUAAUUAGUUCAUGUGUUGUAUUGAUUAACGCUAUCCACUGGUGUUGCUUCACUUCGUUUCACUCAAACAUUUUUAACUUCUUUUUAAAAAGAUCAUUAAUCUGGACAUUUUUUAAAUGAGCAGUAUAUAUUGUGACAAACCUUGACGAACGAUUUAUGAAUAAAUAGUUAUUAUUCACGUUGCACCCUUUUAAACAGGACAAACGAUCACUAUGGCUCUUUAAUUAGGUUCUAAAGGCGGUCAGUUCUUGUACACCUUGUUCAUAAAGUAUUUGGAAUGCUUCUUGAAAUGUUUUACCUGGGCUCGUCACGUAUAAACAGUAUAACAUCCUUUAAAUGAAGUUAAGACGCUGUUGAUCGUUUCUGGAUUCGAAUAAAAGCUCACUUCAAACGAAUGAAACUGAGGGAUAGAUGUGUUUUGUGUGGGGUUUUUUUCAGCUUUUUCUUUUUUUUGAUGUCUACAUUAUUACUAUCUACUUAUACUAUGCACUAAAAGUAUGUACAUAGUUUUGAGCGUGUAACAAAGAGUAUGUAAGUACUGGGACAUAUGAACACAUCAUGUAACUGACAAGAACGUUGUUGCCUGGUUAUGCACACAGUCGCUGUAAACAAACUCCUUGUUGCGUUUCAGCUUUUUCCCGUAUUUCAUUUACACUCCUCUGAAAUCCACCGUUUUGCUGGUUGAAUUCGGCGUCACAAAACUCCUCCUUCUCACUCCUUUGUGCAAGGAGUUGUGGGCAUUAUUAGCUGAAAAUAUUAGCGUACACGGAUCCACGCUACCGGAAAUAGUACACCACCCGGGUACCUCAUUUCAACAUACUACGAUCUGGGACACAGUAAUUCUCAUCUCGGAUGCUAUUUAGGACGGAUAGUAGGCGUGCUCGGAUUGGGACGUGGCCUAUGAUGUGCCUUGUGAUGAAUCACUCACUGCCAGCUUGUUAAUCGAAGAAGCUUUAUUGAAAAGUACAAAAUGGACACUGCAUACUAUGUACAGGAAUAAUUUACUUUCUUAUAUUCAGCCAGAGUGGAAAAAAAAAAGCAUGAGUUUAUUUGUACAUGAGGGUAGUUCAUCGACAGAAAGUAAAUAAAUGAAUGUAAAUACAAUAAUUUAGGAGGUUUGGAAAAAAAAAAACUACACAAAUCAAAAAUAAAUAUCAACUUUCAAGUGUAAUAGAUAUACACAGAUUUCUGUAAUGGUGUAAAUCAUACGAUACGAUUUAAUCUAAGCCUAGGUUUGCUGCCUUUCAUGUCUGUAUUUACAAUCAUUGUAUGGAUUUACGCCUCGUUUAAAAACUUUCCACACCUUUAGUCUGCGGUUGGCCGUUUAAACGUCCCGCUACGUUCUCCUUUCCUACAGUACGUAAAGCGGUAUCAAGCUCAAGCUCCUUAUAGGCACUGCUGUUCUCGAAUAUCAACUUCUUCCUCUGUUACCUUUUCAUUCCACCUUAACGUUGACAGCUACUGCACAGGGUGAUCAUUUGGAGCAGCAUACCAUACCUAAUGGAGUUUUUCCUCUGGGUUUCUAGGCAAGUGUGUUCAAGAGCACUGGUUAAAGUUUUAUGUGCGUUCAUGGUAAAUAGCUUUAAGAACUGGCUGAGCGUGUAUAUAAUAUAUACUUUCAAAAAAAUAGAUAUAGUCAUAUGUAAAAUAUAGAAUAAUUUAACUUGUUCAGCCAGAAAAAAAGGCCA